AACGCCCUCUUGCGGCGGCGGGUUAUCACGACGGCGGCGGAUUUUCAACAUCUACGACUUGACCUAUUCAUCGUGCGUGACAUAAACAACUGGUUUUUUCGUCCUCGGUCUCGUGUACGUUGCAGUGUCAGUUGGAAAGAUGUCAUCACAGACUAAUUGCGACCAUUGUGGAGGUCCAUAUCAGAAACGUGUUGGAGGGUCUAGCUAUCUUCGGUACAGAGUAGGUCUUAUGGUAGACCAGGAAUCUGCAGAAGUUCUCUUUCCGUUGGUAAAUGCGACAGCAGGGUUUGUCUGUCAAAAAUGCAGGUCGUUUGCUAUGUCCAAGUGUAGGAAAGUGAAGGGACUUGCUAUAUCCAAGUGUAGGAAAGUGGGACGAAGGACACGGGCAGCAUAUAGGCUGCCACCCUCAGCAAUAGCAAGAUGGAGGAGUGGGCUGCCACUCGAGGAAGACCAAGAGCAAGGAACAGAAGCAUGUGCCCCGCUUGAUAGUGGUUCUCCUAUGGAAGCAGUUGGAUCUCUGCCACCUACAAACAACAGUGAUGAGGCUAAUGUGAUGCCACACAGUCUUCCAGCCCAGCCAUUGCUGUAUAAAAGAGGAAAAAAACCAACUUACAAGGUUUCAACAAAAAGACGCACAUUGGCUGCCAUUGUGGCUGACUCCCCACCACCCAGAAAGCCACGUGCACUGAAGAGACUAAAUAAGAAUAUCGAGCAAGAACAUGACUAUGCAAAGAUGGUGGCUUCGGUGAGGGAAAGCGACAACCUGAAGAGCAAAUUAGCCACGCAAAAAGAGUGUGCAAAUCCCUUUGGUAGUGGCUCUACUAUGGUAGCAGUGGGAUCUCUGCCACCGACAAACAGCAGUGAUGAGGUUAAUGUGAUGCCACACAGUCUUCCAGCCCAGCCAUUGCCGUAUAAAAUUCCAAGAAGAAAAGCAGCUCACAAGAAAGACGCCAUCAACAGCGCAAGAAAGAGUAACUAUAGAGAAACCCUGGAGCAUCUAUGGUGCCUGAAACAAGGAAGGCAGGCUAUCAUUGAAUUUGUCAAGCAUAAAUUGAAGGAGGAGUUGAGAAGUGUGCAAGGCACAAGGAAACUAUCGACACUGCACAAGUCUGCAACAAUGGAGAAUGUGCAAGAAUUUCGAUGGUCAAAUGUUGUCCAAGAAGCCAAAUCCGUAAUGCCCUUCACGAUGGUGACUUUGAAAGGGUUGCUACCGUCACUGUCCAGUGUAAAAAGAAAGAAAAGAAAAGGCCCUAGGACAGAGCGGAAGAAGUUGACGACCAGAGAAGCACGAGCGGUGUGGAAUCUAAAGGCUGGUAACAUCCUGGCAAUUCUGCUGUUUAUGUGGAGACCAGAUAUCUACAAUCUCUGGCAAUCGGUUCUUGGAGUUGAAAUGUGGCAUCAAGGUGCAACUCAAAAACUUAUAACCAUCUUCCAUCGUCUUGGCCUGUGCCAAGCAGUGGUGACAGUUCGAAGUAAGGUGAACCAGAUCUGUACUCUCUACGACAGAGAAUUGAUGGAGAAGGCUGAAGUUGCUAAUGUUCCAGAUGCCACAGUCAUGAACGUUCCAGAUGCCACAGUCAUGAACGUUCCAGAUGCCACAGUCAUGAACGUUCCAGAUGCCACCAUUAUGAACAUUCCAGAUGCCACAUUCAUCAAUGUUCCAGAUGCCACAAACAUGAAUGUUCCAGAUGCCCCAGUCAUGAAUGUUCCAGAUGCUAUGCAACAACCUCCUGAUACCAGACUCAGCAUCAAAGGCAUUCUUACAUCAGUAUCACGUUUAAAGUUGGGUAACGGCAGGAAACACAAGACGCUACAGAUCUGUGCUGACCAGCAUUCCAAAGACAAGAUUGUUGUCAUCCUCUGGGAGAAUGCAGCUACUCAAGACAUGCCUGGACUCAACUCAGCUGUGACAGUCACAAAUGUUGCAACCAAGAUGUGCUCAAACAGGAUGACCUUCAAUUCAACAGAGGAAACACACGUCAAGCCAGAUGACCAGUGCACUACCAAAGACAUUGCAGUCACUUCCUUAGCUGAAGAGAGAUGCAACAUCCUCUUGCUGACAGAAGACAAUGAAGUGCUGUAUGUGGCGCCCUCUAUCUUCAGCAGUUUCAGCAACACAGUUCUUGAGCAAGUUGUACUUCCUUUUUCAGCCACUGUCACUUUCAAUGCUGCCACGAAUGUGAUCAGUGACAUGCAACACAUUCCCUGCAGUGCAUCAGUCAUGGAAGUUACAUGAAGACCGCUAGACCAAAUCACACCAUGCACAGUCAAGGACCACCUCAGUCAACAUGGGCAAUUCCUUGAUGCUUUCUUUAUUGUUCCUUACGUUUCUGUAUCAUAUGGAAGCAUUUCUUAUAUCGUUAUUCAAUUGUUGUCUGCUGUGAUGUGAGAUAUGCUGUUUAACCCCUGCACUUGUUACAUUGUGUAUUGUCAUAAUUCAUCUAUCAUAAUUGUACACAUUACUUGUAGCUAUCUAAAAAGUAACUUACUAACUUAUUGUUAAAAAGCUUACCUCUUGUGAAACUAUUCCUUGGGGCAUGCUGUUAUUUUGAAGAAAACGGAAGGUUUGUUUCGAAAGAUGAGUCAAGUGACAUUUUUUUUUCAUUUCUGUGUGUAAUAUGACAUGAAAAUAUCAUUGAAAUUGACUUCAAACUAUUGUAAAUUGUUUAGCAGGUAGUUUGCAUGACAUAAUCACUCUUGGAGGUCGAAGGCAUGAAAAGAUGUGUUCUGAAUUUACAAAAACGGACGUCAGAUGUAACAGGGACACCAACAAAAUUGGACCCUGAAUUUAUAGAGUUACCCACGGACGUAUGCUUGGUUGCUAUCAUUCAUCGGUUCAGUGCAUAAUAUCAUGUAGCUGCUAUUGGCUGAAUGAGAACAUGUGUUCCUAAUGUUGAUUUUGGGCGCAAUUAAAAAUUUGACUCGGCAACUUAUGAGUUGAAAUCUAGAUCCUAGAAUAUUGUUUUCUGACAGUAUACAGCAUUCACAGAGCUAAAAGUUGUUUUUAGAUAUUUUUAUUUGCUUCAAAUGAAAAAAACUACACAAUAACAAAUGAUCCACUCUACAUUUAACCUGAUAACAAUUUAAUGAAAACCAUGAAUCAUACCAGAUACCUAGACAUUUCAUCAGUUUGUUCUUAAAACAAAAAGAGGGGUUUUUUUGUUUCUUAAUGCUUUUAAUUCAUGAAAUUGAAAAGUUAUAACUAUUCCCAUAUUCUGCUUGCUCCAAAAGAGAUAUAUCUUCAGACCUGAGUACAUGCAUCUACCAAUGCACUGUGUAGUGUUGACAUAUAAUACCCGUAUACCCAUGUUUGACAUUUACGAGCACCACGUCUAAAAUUAAAGAUAUUGAUACAGCCUUAUUCAAAUUCCGUUAAAGUAACCAUAAAUUACUCUGUAAAUAUUAUAUCAUUACAUGAAGAUCAGUAUGUAUCUUUCAUUACUGAAACCAAAAUAAAGUGUUUUGUAGCAGCGUAUGUAA
Messenger RNA from Patiria miniata (bat star), 3480 nucleotides. RefSeq lists its product as uncharacterized. The transcript is spliced from 13 exons. The record is from RefSeq and is a predicted model, not a curated record. The coding region runs from base 140 to 2236 and encodes 698 amino acids. NCBI's taxonomy places the organism in Eukaryota, Metazoa, Echinodermata, Asteroidea, Valvatida, Asterinidae.